AUGGCGACCAAGGGGGAUGCCUCUCGCGCGGCUUCAAACCGCUCCUCCCCGAUGCGCUUUAUCUCUGUCGACAAUGUCCUACAAUAUGCCUCCGAAAUCCCAUCAGGCCAGCCACGCGUCCCUCCCCAACGCGGCCCUCGCAGUAUAUCAGGGGUGCGACGAGUAAGUGGUGGAGGGCUUCCUAACCUUGCAUCACGUACAGGACAGCAGAACAUGCCGUCUCGAACCACGCGUAUUAGUGAGAAGCUGGUCUUGUUACCUGAGACGAUUGAUGAGACGGACGUAGCCGAUGAGGAAGCCGAGUCCCUCCUUCGCGAGGAUGAAACAAGACCAUUGAAAGACGAGGAGCUAGAUGUACUGAGGAAAAGGGGCGGCCUACGCGGGAAGAGCUAUGCGGAGCGACUUCCCAAGUUCGAAAGGACUGAGAAGUUGUCGAGGCUAACGGCAUACUGUACUGCACAGUCGUACAAGAUGAAGUCGACCUCGGAAUUCCUCCGCAAGAAACACGAUGCCAAGACCAAGUUAUAUGACGAUUGCCUAUACGCCGUAUACCAUAUCCCCCUAUUAUCUGGUGUAGACGGUUACCGCGUGAGAAGCCGACCGAUACUUAAGACUCCCGGUACCGGCAAGACAGUUCUUGAUCUCGAAAUCGAACGAAGCGAACGGAGAGAUGAACAUAUGGGAUACUACGAUGAAUACUAUGGGGAACGAGCUGGAAGUCCCAACCAGGAAAAUGGUGGUUAUCGUCCCGGGUCCGAGGAUAGGGGUCGGGAUUCCGAAAGUCACCGUUCGGAAGAUGAUCACCAUCAUUCCCUUAGUCCUAUUAACCGACUAGCACCUGAUGCUAAACAAUUCGCCGAGAUGUUUGUCUUCUCUUACGGUGUUGUUGUCUUUUGGAACUUUACCGAGGCGCAAGAGAAGGCUAUUUUGGCCGACAUCACGUUUGCGGAUAACGAAACGGGAGCGCCACUUGUCACACGUCCACUUGAUCAGAGUGAUGUCGAGACGGAGGAGUUCCACUUCGAGUACAAUGCGGACGUGAAGAGACCCCGAAUUUUCAAUGAUAUGAUCACGCUUCUUCCGCGGUCAGAUCACAUGGUCAAACUCACAAUUAGCCAUGCUAUAGCGCAAAGCACGAAGCUCUGCUUUUUUGAAGAACGAAUGUCCGAAACGAUGCUGGAUGCGCAGCACGUACCUAAGCGGCUGGCUCUUACGGGAGAGCUAAACAUGACGAGAACAGAGAUUGUGAUGAUACUAGGUCGUCUGUUCAAGAGCCGCGUGGAAAUUAAUCUCUCAUCAAAUAUCCUUGACGUCCCGAAUUUCUUCUGGGACUCCGAGCCUACGUUACACCCCCUUUAUGUCGCCAUUCGCGAAUAUUUAGAAAUCGAUCUACGUACUAAAGUACUUAACGAACGAUGUCGUGUUUUCCUAGACCUGGCCGAGAUACUAUCCGACUCCGUCGCGGACUCGAAGAUGAGCGCGAUAACAUGGAUCAUCAUCAUUCUUAUCGUCGUUAGUAUUCUCGUCACUGUGACCGAGGUGGCGUUGCGAUUCGGUAUUCUCUCCAAAGAGAGGAAUAGCGGGAAUAGUGUUACCACUCCGGAUGGUAUACUUGAGCCGGGAUGGGUUGCUGUGAGGUCGAAUGCGACACUAGAAGAAUUAAAACGGUGGGGUGUGACUCUGAGUGAAGAGGAGAAGACGGCGGUUUGCGGCGCGAAAUACGUUAGUACUACCUUUGCGGGUAUCUGA
This is a messenger RNA of Hypoxylon trugodes, 1749 nucleotides long. Its product is annotated as DUF155-domain-containing protein. The record is from RefSeq and is a predicted model, not a curated record. The coding region runs from base 1 to 1749 and encodes 582 amino acids. The transcript is spliced from 2 exons. Lineage: Eukaryota; Fungi; Ascomycota; Sordariomycetes; Xylariales; Hypoxylaceae.